AUGAAGCACCAAGAAAAGCCACCAGAGGGAAAUAUGACUGAACUGAUGCAAUUUGUUCUCCUGGACUUUGCUGAUGUUCCCCAUCUCCAGUGGUUUCUAUUUGGAUUAUUCUUAAUCGUCUAUAUCAUGAUAUUGAUAGGCAAUGGCACUGUAUUUCUAAUAACGAAACUAGACCCUGCUCUCCAGACCCCAAUGUAUUUUUUGUUGGGCAAUUUUUCCUUUUUGGAAAUCUGCUAUGUGUCAGUUAUUCUCCCCAGAAUGCUCACGAAUCUUUGGACCCAGAGAAGAAGAAUAUCUUUAGUUGCCUGUGCUGCACAAAUGUGCUUCUUCCUCAUGCUGGGAGCCACUGAGUGUUUCCUUCUGGCUGUGAUGGCCUAUGACCGCUAUGUGGCCAUUUGUCACCCUCUGCACUAUCCUCUAGUUAUGAACCACAAGGUCUGUGUCCAGCUGGUGGCUGGCUCUUGGAUGGGUGGCAUUCCAGUCCAAAUAGGGCAGACAUUCCAGAUUUUCUCUCUGUCCUUUUGUGGUUCUAACCUCAUCAACCACUUCUUCUGUGACAUCCCCCCAAUAAUCAAGUUGGCCUGUGGGAACACCACUGUCAAUGAAAUGAUGGUCUACAUAGUCGCUGUGCUGUUUGUCACAGUUCCAUUUCUGUCAAUCCUUGCCUCCUACGGCAAAAUCAUCUCUACAGUUCUUAAACUGCCAUCAGCCACAAGUCGGGCCAAAGCCUUCUCCACCUGCUCAUCUCAUCUUAUAGUGGUGACACUGUUCUUUGGAUCGGCCACUAUCACUUAUUUAAGACCCAAGACCCAAGACUCAGCAGGAACUGACAAAGUGCUUUCUCUUUUCUACACCAUCGCGACGCCCUUAUUUAACCCCAUGAUAUACAGUCUAAGAAACAAGGAUGUCAUAAAGGCACUGAAGAAACUGCUAUGUAAAUAA
Phyllostomus hastatus (greater spear-nosed bat) is the source of this 942-nucleotide messenger RNA. RefSeq names its product olfactory receptor 10AG1-like. Gene Ontology annotation, biological process: G protein-coupled receptor signaling pathway. The coding region runs from base 1 to 942 and encodes 313 amino acids. Gene Ontology annotation, molecular function: olfactory receptor activity; G protein-coupled receptor activity. The transcript has a single exon. The record is from RefSeq and is a predicted model, not a curated record. Gene Ontology annotation, cellular component: membrane. NCBI's taxonomy places the organism in Eukaryota, Metazoa, Chordata, Mammalia, Chiroptera, Phyllostomidae.